AUGACCAGCGCUGGGGCCAAUGACAGCGGGGCCAAUGGAGAGGACAGUUCCGAGGGACCGGGGCCCACACGGACCGCAGGGAGCCGCUAUAGGACGAGCCCCGGCCUGGAUCCUCUGAUAGGCGUCUCCCGAGGCCAAUGGGCGGGCAGCAGGGACGAGGCUCUCCGCUGGCAGCUGCUUGGAAACGUGGAGAGAGUGGUUUAUAAAGGCCAGAAGCUUCUGAUGUCACGUCCUGGAGACGAGGGUCUGAGGAUGAUGAUGUUUGCCCCAAAUACAAGGCCUCCACGUCCAUCCUCACAGAAGAAAACCUUAGGACGGCUGUGA
Knipowitschia caucasica is the source of this 324-nucleotide messenger RNA. The record is from the annotation of a GenBank genome assembly. NCBI's taxonomy places the organism in Eukaryota, Metazoa, Chordata, Actinopteri, Gobiiformes, Gobiidae.